Messenger RNA from Radiomyces spectabilis, 2196 nucleotides. Its product is annotated as CwfJ C-terminus 1-domain-containing protein-like protein. Bases 112 to 1980 code for a protein of 622 amino acids. Gene Ontology annotation, cellular component: post-mRNA release spliceosomal complex. The transcript has 8 exons. Gene Ontology annotation, biological process: mRNA splicing, via spliceosome. Gene Ontology annotation, molecular function: nucleic acid binding; RNA lariat debranching enzyme activator activity; zinc ion binding. Lineage: Eukaryota; Fungi; Mucoromycota; Mucoromycetes; Mucorales; Radiomycetaceae. The record is from RefSeq and is a predicted model, not a curated record.
GAUUUCCUGUUCGGAGUCGACGAGUGGCUUGUGCACCGAUUGAGUGAGAAUUAUGCGCAAUUUCGAUUUUUCGUUCCAAACCAGCUUUCCACUGACGUACAGAUUAUCUUCAUGGCACAAACCCCGAUCAAAGUACUGGUGACUGGAUCGGUCAAUGGCCGCUUCACCGAGCUUUUCGACAAAGCCAAAACGAUCAAUAAUAAAUACGGGCCAUUUGACGUUUUACUAUGCACCGGCAACUUUUUCAACGAGACAAGCGAUAUUGAAACGAACGCAUUGCUUCAAGGCGUUAUAGAUGUUCCUUUGACAACUUAUUUCAUCACCGGCAGCAAUGCUUUGCCUGCCGCAGUGCAAUCGCGCAUCGAAAAGGCAGACGGCGAAAUCACAUCCAACUUGUACCAUCUCGGUAAACGCGGUGUGCUGACGACAGCCCAAGGCUUAAAAAUUGCUUUCCUGUCUGGAGCAUUGCAGGAUUCGAAAGACGCCGACGAGGGUGAGGCGGCCAAUAAAUACACGCAAAAGGAUAUCCAAGCGUUGCAGUCGACCCACAUGCCAAUUACUUCGCCCGCUGGCGUGGAUAUCUUGCUAACCCACGAAUGGCCGGGAGGGAUCGAAACUCACAGUGCUCUGAAGCCGGCUUCGUCCCUUGCCACCUGCACUACCUCGGUCGCCCAAUUAGCGGCCGUCUUGAAACCACGAUACCAUUUUGCUGCCUCGGAAGGCGUAUUUUACGAACGCGAACCUUAUGCAAAUGCCGUUGGCUUUGGAGGACCCGAGGAAAGACCCGCCGAUCACGUUUCUCGUUUCAUCGGUCUAGGCGAUGCAUUAAACACUUCCAAGCAGCGAUGGUUCUAUGCCUUUAAUCUGGCGCCUUUAAGCACCGUGUCCGCGGAUACUUUGAAGACGGUGCCUGAGAAUACGACCAGUUCUCCUUUUGUCGAAUUGUUGUCAGGAAACGCCAGCAGUGUCGGUCAGAAACGGUCGCAUACUACCACCGUGGAUGACGCCAGUGGAGGUUAUUUCUAUGGCAAUGAUGCGAAACGUCCAGCCACAGUGCCUCCGGAAGGAUAUGUAUGCAACCGAUGCCAUGUGCCUGGACAUUGGAUCAAGGAGUGUCCAAAUGCUUCCAACGAUGCGUUGGUAUGUCGAGCUUGUAAUCAAUCUGGUCAUCACAUCCGAGACUGUCCGAAUGCUUCUACCCAUCGCCGAGAACCUCCUGCUGGUUACCUGUGCAAAAUCUGCAAAACUCCCGGUCACUUUAUCAAUGAGUGCCCUGAGAAACAACAACGCGAUCCUAAUAAACGUGGCGCCGACUUAGAAUCGUGUUGGUUCUGCUUAGCGAAUCCUAAGCUUGCCAAACAUUUGAUUGUGUCGAUUGGUGACAGUAUCUACGCGACGCUGGCAAAGGGCCCCGUGGUUUCUAGUCAUGCGCCCGGGGCCAUACCUGGAGGCGGACAUGUUUUAUUGAUUCCGAUCACUCACUAUCCCACUUUCAGAAAAAUUCCGAUGGAAGCUCAGGUCGAAGUAGUGGCCGAGUUGGAAAAAUACAAAAGCGCUUUGCGACAGCUCUUUGAAAAACAUGGAUGUGACAUGGUCGUUUUCGAGGUCUGUCGCGAAACCUUGCGGGGCAUGAGCCAUGCUCACCUUCAAGUCGUGCCUGUGCCCAAAGAGAAAAGCCCGCUGUUGGAGGAGACUUGCUUAAAGGAAGCUGAGUCUCAAGGCAUUCAGUUUACCGACAGGGUCCCGGAAAAUCCAGAGGUUGCCUAUUUCAAGAUAGACUUGCCCAAUGGGCGGUCGUUAGUGCACAUUAUUCAACCCCGCGAGCGAUUCAAUUUGCAAUUUGGAAGACUGGCGAUUGCAAAGGUACUCGGCCAACCCGAACGUGAAGAUUGGAAAGCAUGUGCACAAUCAGAGGAAGAAGAACGAAAGGACGCCAAUGAUUUCAAGGCUGUGUUUAAACCUUUUGAUUUCACUCUGUGAUAACCGCCAUCUGAACUUUGAUCGCAUCAUUGAUGACGGCUUGACUAAUAUUAAUUGGGAAAUAAAGAUCCGGGGAAGUGGGUCAUUGCCCUUCACUCUCGCUUAAUUCGACUGAUCGUAUCUUGAAUCACUGCAAUCCCCGUUAUUUGAUGCCUUCAGUCUAAGUAGGCAUGCCAAAAAAAAAAAAAAAGUCAGUCGUCUAUAAAGGAAGGAGCC